CCUCUAGUUUGUAAUUAAGCAACCAUGAGAAACUCCAGACCCAUCAUUCUGUUUCCCUUGCUUUGCUUUCUCUCCUCCACCAUCUCAAUCUUAUGCGACCCAAACACUUUGGUUUGCAAUGAAAAAGAGAAACAUGCCCUUCUAAGAUUCAAGAAAUCUCUCUCUGAUCCUGGCAACCGGCUCUCGUCUUGGUCUGUCAAUCAAGAUUGUUGUAGAUGGGAAGCAGUUCGCUGCAACAACGUUACAGGGCGAGUGGUUGAGCUCCAUCUCGGUAAUCCAUAUGACAUGGAUGAUUUAGAAUUCUAUAGAAAGUUCAAGUUGGGUGGUGAGAUUAGCCCUGCUUUGCUUGAAUUAGAAUUUUUGAGUUACUUGAACUUGAGUUGGAAUGAUUUUGGAGGUAGUCCAAUUCCAAGUUUCCUGGGUUCCAUGGGGAGUUUGAGAUAUCUUGACCUCUCAUUUGCUGAAUUUGGUGGACUAGUCCCUCAUCAGCUUGGAAAUCUCUCGACUCUUCGUCACCUGGAUCUGGGAGAUAACAGUGGGCUGCUGUACGUUGAGAAUCUUGGUUGGAUUUCUCAUCUUGCUUUUUUGAAGUACCUAGGCAUGAAUGGGGUCGACCUUCACAGGGAAGUCCAUUGGCUUGAAUCCGUGUCUAUGCUCCCUUCUCUUUCAGAGCUGCACUUGUCCGAAUGUGAACUUGAUAGCAAUAUGACUUCAUCUCUCGGGUCGGUUGCCACGUCUGUCUCCGAAUGUUGGUGUGUUGAAUAUUGCUAACAAUUCAUUCUCGGGACAGAUUUCCCCUUUCAUGUGCCAGAAGAUGAAUGGAAGAAGUCAAUUGGAGGUCCUUGACAUAUCAAUUAAUGCUUUAUCAGGGGAACUUUCUGAUUGUUGGAUGCAUUGGCCGUCUCUUACUCAUGUAAGACUGGGAAGCAACAAUCUAUCUGGUAAAAUUCCUAAUUCCAUGGGUUCUUUGGUUGGACUUAAAGCAUUGAGCUUGCAAAACAAUUCCUUCUAUGGAGACAUACCCUCAUCAAUAGAGAACUGCAAGGUUUUGGGGCUGAUAAAUCUAAGUGACAAUAAAUUUUCGGGGAUUAUACCCAGGUGGAUUUUUGAGAUGACAACUCUAAUUAUUUUCAACUUAAGAUCCAAUAAAUUCAUGGGCAAAAUUCCUCCACAAAUAUGCCAACUUUCUUCUCUUAUAGUGUUGGAUCUUGCUGAUAAUAGUCUGUCAGGAUCAAUACCCAAAUGCUUGAAUAGUAUCAGUGCUAUGACUGGAGGACCUAUCCAGUAUAUUGCGGAUGAUACUUUGCAAGCAAGGUAUGAUUAUGAAUCUUACAUGGAAAGUAUUGUUUUAGAUAUAAAGGGGAGGAAAGCAGAGUACGAAGGGAUUCUUCCAUUAGUAAGGAUGAUUGACCUUUCAAGUAACAAUUUAUCUGGAUCAAUCCCAAUUGAAAUCUCAAGUCUUUUUGAACUGAAAUUUCUAAACUUAUCUCGAAAUCAUUUAAUGGGGAGGAUACCAGAGAAAAUUGGGGUGAUGGCAUCAUUAGAAUCUCUAGAUCUCUCGAGAAAUCAUCUUUCAGUUGAAAUUCCUCAGAGCAUGAGCAAUUUAACAUUUCUUGAUUACCUGGACCUGUCAUUCAAAAACUUUUCUGGGAGAAUUCCUUCAAGCACCCAGCUUCAAAGCUUCGAUCCACUUUCUUUCUUUGGCAAUCCUGAACUGUGUGGUGCCCCUCUUACGAAAAACUGCACUCUAGAUCCCACUGCUGUAGAAGAAAACAGAGAAUUUCCUGAAAUCGCAUGGUUUUACAUCGGCAUGGGAUCAGGAUUCAUUGUGGGGUUUUGGGGAGUUUGUGGAGCUCUCUUUUUCAAGAGAGCAUGGAGGCAUGCUUAUUUCCAGUUUCUUUAUGACAUGAGAGACUGGGCCUAUGUGGGUAUAGCAAUAAAAUUGAAGUGGUUCCACCAAAAGUUGAGAAGAUACCAUGCUGGAUGAUCUCCAAGGGAGUGUAUCAUACUCACAUGUUUCAACAACUUCAGUGGCAUGGCCAAAGAGCACUAUAUAUUCAAAGUGGUAGUAUUAAUUACGCUAUCUUUUGUGUUGAAGUUUCUAUAUAUGUUAUUGCUGUUGUGUUAUGAUAUUAAUAAUAAUC
Vitis riparia (riverbank grape) is the source of this 2144-nucleotide messenger RNA. RefSeq names its product receptor-like protein EIX2. NCBI's taxonomy places the organism in Eukaryota, Viridiplantae, Streptophyta, Magnoliopsida, Vitales, Vitaceae. The coding region runs from base 803 to 1987 and encodes 394 amino acids. The transcript has 3 exons. Gene Ontology annotation, molecular function: protein binding. The record is from RefSeq and is a predicted model, not a curated record.